AUGUAUUUGAUGUUGAAGGUUAAGCAGGAAGAAAACCGUGAUAAUUGUCAGAUUUCUGUUAGACUUGAAGGACUGGACAGAGUGUACCGAGACUUCCUCAAGGUGCAAGCGGAAAUCGAAAAAUGCGAUGAUGCGGAGAAUUUGGACACGCAUCUAGCGGAGCGAGUUGGGUUUGAGGCCAGAUAUUGUGUAGCUAAAGGUUUUCUGUUGUCCAAACGUGCAGAGGAUCACAACCAAAGUGUGCUCAAUACAACACCAGCUGUUCCGGGCAACUUCCAUCUUCGACUGCCACAAAUUGAUCUUCCCAAAUUCGCUGGGGAUUUCUCGAAGUGGCUGUCCUUUCGGGACACCUUCACAUCGAUGGUGCACUCGAACGCCGACAUUCCAAUUGUAGCCAAAUUGCAGUACCUGUUCCAGUCCCUCGAAGGAGAGGCACGUAAACCUUUCGAGACCGUAGACAUCGAAGCCGAUAAUUACGGUGCCGUCUGGGAGGCUCUACUCAAAAGGUAUGACAAUCGUCGUUUUCUCAAGAAACAGCUUUUCAGUAGCAUCUAUGACCUACCGGCGGUCAAAAAAGAAUCCGCCAACGAUCUGUAUGAGUUGGUGGAUGAGUUUCAGCGCCAAGUGAAGGCCCUCGCCAAGCUAAAUGAACCCAUCGACCACUGGGACACCCCCCUGGUGAAUAUCCUCUCCUACAAACUUGAUCCAGCUUCUCUCCGUGCGUGGGAGGAGAAAACCAGCCAGGAUGAUGACGUCAAAUACAACGAUUUAGUUGAGUUUUUGUACCAGCGUGUGCGCAUCCUGAAGUCCGUAGCAUCUGAUAUGUCCCAUCGUUCCCAACCCAGCCAAGCAAAGGUGGCCGGCAAUAUUUUGCCUCCAAAAAAGCAGCUUUCGUCCAAGUUCGCCGCCAGUGUGGUAUCAUCCGAUAGUAAAUCAAACGUUCCAUCAUGUUUCGCUUGCUCCGAACGGCACUUUCUAUUCCAGUGCCAAACAUUCGCCAAGAUGCCCGUCAGCCAAAGAAGAGAGCUGAUAUCCCAAAGGAAGUUUUGCUGGAAUUGUUUCCGAACCGGCCAUAAUGCUAGAAGCUGCUCAUCUAAGUUUUCCUGCAGAACGUGUCGCGAUCGCCACCAUACAUUGCUGCACGAUCCCAUCCAGACUGUUGAGUCUUCUGCUGCUCCUGCCGUGAUGUCGAAACCCCAUGACGUGAUGUCCAAUUCUGCCCUGCUGGCCAUUCCGGGACCGUCUUCCGCCUCCCAACAAGUUAGCAUCUCGGUUCAAUCACAAGCCAGCACGGUUCUCCUACAGACGCUCAAAGUUGUCGACGAUCACGGGAAGGCUUUCGAAGCAAGAGCUCUGUUGGAUUCCGGUUCAAUGUCGAACUUCAUGUCAUCAGAGCUUGCCAAUCUCCUUGCCAUCUCUCAAUCCAAAGUCGAUGUAUCCGUUGAAGGAAUUGGCCAAUCCCAUCGCAAGUUGCAUCGUGCCAUCGCCGCCACAGUCUGUUCCAGAGUAGGAACUUUCUCCACGAAACUUCAUUUCUUCGUCAUCGACCACCCCACCGCCAAUUUGCCUACUAUCGAAGUCAAGCUUUCCUCCUGCAAACUUCCCAAGGUCGAAUUAGCCGAUCCGUUAUUCUAUGCCCCGAACAAAAUCGACCUCGUCAUUGGCGGCGAAGUAUAUUGGGAUCUCCACACGGGCAAGAAAGUUUCCCUGGGUCCUGGCUUGCCCUACCUCAUCGAAACCCAUUUCGGUUGGACCUUAUGUGGCUCGACAUCACCAGCACCUGUCGGGCCAGUAGCGUGUCAGCUAUCCAGUUCUGACGCCCAACUGGAUGCCACUCUCCAAAGGUUUUGGGAGAUCGAGACGAUUCCCAAACAAUCCGUACACUCCGCUUCCGAAAGGAUUUGUGAAGCAUUCUACGCUACAAUCACUUCAGAGAUCCAAGUGGGCGAUACAUCGUUCGUCUACCCAGAACAGAAAAUCCCCGAAUCGAAUUGGGAGAGUCAGGGAUGA
Armigeres subalbatus is the source of this 2010-nucleotide messenger RNA. RefSeq lists its product as uncharacterized. The transcript is spliced from 2 exons. NCBI's taxonomy places the organism in Eukaryota, Metazoa, Arthropoda, Insecta, Diptera, Culicidae. Bases 1 to 2010 code for a protein of 669 amino acids. Gene Ontology annotation, molecular function: nucleic acid binding; zinc ion binding. The record is from RefSeq and is a predicted model, not a curated record.